Molecule: messenger RNA, 1873 nt
Organism: Cheilinus undulatus (humphead wrasse)
Lineage: Eukaryota; Metazoa; Chordata; Actinopteri; Labriformes; Labridae
Gene: cops2
Product: COP9 signalosome subunit 2
Exons: 13
Coding region: 101-1432 (443 amino acids)
Biological process (GO): protein deneddylation
Cellular component (GO): COP9 signalosome
Molecular function (GO): protein binding
Source: RefSeq, a predicted model, not a curated record
GCUUCGUGCCACCCUGACACACCACCUCACCACCGCUGCAAAACACAGCAUAGGCCGGGCUACUGUCUGUCUCUGAUUAAGAGCAAGGAAGACCCUCAAGAUGUCUGACAUGGAAGACGAUUUCAUGUGCGACGAUGAAGAAGAUUACGACCUGGAAUACUCAGAAGACAGUAAUUCAGAGCCAAAUGUGGACCUGGAGAACCAGUACUACAACUCCAAAGCCUUGAAGGAGGAUGAUCCCAAAGCAGCACUUAGCAGUUUCCAGAAGGUGUUGGAACUUGAAGGAGAGAAAGGAGAAUGGGGAUUCAAAGCACUGAAACAGAUGAUCAAAAUCAACUUCAAGCUGACCAACUUUCCAGAGAUGAUGAACAGGUACAAGCAGCUCCUCACAUACAUCAGAAGUGCUGUCACCAGGAACUACUCAGAGAAGUCAAUCAACUCCAUACUCGACUAUAUCUCUACCUCCAAACAGAUGGACUUGCUGCAGGAGUUCUAUGAAACCACGUUGGAGGCUUUGAAAGAUGCAAAAAAUGACAGACUUUGGUUCAAAACAAAUACAAAGUUGGGAAAGCUGUACUUGGAGAGGGAAGAGUAUGGAAAACUGCAAAAGAUUCUUAGGCAACUUCACCAGUCGUGUCAGACAGAUGAUGGCGAGGAUGACUUGAAGAAAGGCACACAGCUGUUGGAGAUCUAUGCCCUGGAGAUCCAAAUGUACACAGCACAAAAAAACAACAAGAAAUUGAAAGCCCUUUAUGAGCAGUCACUUCAUAUUAAAUCUGCCAUUCCUCAUCCACUCAUUAUGGGAGUUAUCAGAGAGUGUGGUGGGAAGAUGCAUUUGAGAGAGGGAGAGUUCGAGAAAGCUCACACAGACUUCUUUGAGGCCUUUAAAAACUAUGACGAGUCCGGAAGCCCCAGAAGGACGACAUGCCUGAAGUACCUGGUGCUAGCUAACAUGCUGAUGAAGUCAGGAAUAAACCCUUUUGACUCUCAAGAGGCCAAACCAUACAAAAACGACCCAGAGAUCCUAGCAAUGACUAACUUAGUAAGCGCCUACCAGAACAAUGACAUCACUGAAUUUGAGAAAAUCUUGAAAACAAAUCACAGUAACAUAAUGGACGACCCAUUCAUUAGAGAGCACAUAGAGGAGCUCCUGCGGAACAUUAGAACUCAAGUACUUAUCAAACUCAUCAAACCAUACACGAGAAUACACAUCCCCUUCAUUUCUAAGGAGCUGAACAUUGAUGUGUGUGAUGUGGAGAGUUUGCUGGUGCAGUGCAUCUUGGACAACACGAUCCACGGGCGAAUCGACCAAGUCAACCAGCUACUAGAACUGGAUUACCAGAAGAGAGGAGGGGCUCGCUACACAGCUUUAGACAAAUGGACAAAUCAGCUGAACACUCUCAACCAAGCCAUUGUUAGCAAGCUCACAUGAUGGCAUGUAAAAAUCAAGAGACAAGGAAAAUGGCAUGUUUUAAUACAUCCAUAAAGUAUGCUACUGUGCUUCUUCAAGUAUAUCCUCUGAGACAAGAUACACAGCACAGGUUUUGAGAAUGCCACCAAUUUCAAGAAGACACCAGGAACCCCGAGAACGUGUUCAAAGUGUGAUGUUUUGUCGUGAUGAGAGGAAAUCACUGACACUUAUUUUUGUCAUGAUCCUGAUUGGCAGAUCCUUCCAUGUGCAACACACAAAUGCUUCAGUUGUUAAAAAAAGUCAAAAUGUGUAUGAAAACUUGUACACAGUAUUUUAAUGUAUACUGUUCCCUGUUGGUAAUAAACAGAUUUCUCUCAGCACUAUAAGGAUUCAGCUGCCUUUGACUAGCUACAAAGUUUUAACUGUGUGACAGGCGAAUAAAAUGUUUUUGACUGCCAUGAA